CUGCCAGCCGUAGAGAGAAAGAAAGGCGCAGGGAGGCUUUGUUUUGGCGCAGUAGCAUUUCUAGGCGGCUCUCUGUGCUCGUCUUCAGCUGCAUCGUCUGCUGACGGACCUUUGCCCCCCCCUCUCUGAUUUCUGAAUUUUAAGAAUUGUUGGGAUUCAGACCUUUACUGUUAUUAAGGGUAAUAUCUAAUCAAGGUAAAGCCGUAAACAUGAGCUCGAUCAACGUGAAAAAGCUGAAGGUAAACGAGCUGAAGGACGAGCUUAAGAAGCGGCAGCUUUCGGAUAAGGGGCUUAAGGCCGAGCUGAUGGACCGGCUGCAGGCCGCCCUUGAUCUGGAGGCCCAAGCCGGAGGCUCCUUCACCGGACCGGAGUCGGAGGAAAAUGGCGCAGAGGGCGGCUGCGACGAAGCGGGUGGCCUAAACGACAUGGUCGAGGAGGAUCUAGAGGAUGAUCCGGUCGGAGAGAGCAUGGAGGCCGAAGAGGAGGAGGAGGAGGAUGGGGACGGCGGCGAGGCGGAUCCCGGGGACAGCGCUCCGGCCGGCGACGCCGGGGUCAGCGGGCAGCAGGACGACGAGAUGGGCGAGGAGGAGGAGGAGGAAGAUGCCGGUGUGGAGAUGGAUAAAUAUGACGAAGACGACGAUGCCAUCCUGAAAGACGAUGAGGAAAUGGAUAAAUACGACGAGGACGACGGCGGCGCGCCGGGAUCUCAGUCGGCGGAGGGGGAUGCGGACAAAGACAAGAAAGCUGAACAGAAGAAUAAGAAGGGUGUUAAGAGACGGCGAGACGAACACGGAAGGGGCUACUUUGAAUUUAUUGAAGAGAGCAAAUACAGCCGGGCUAAAUCUCCACAGCCCCCCCUGGAGGAGGAGGAUGAAGAGUUUGACGACACCACGGUCUGUCUCGACACAUACAACAGUGACCUGCAUUUCAAAGUGUCUCGUGACCGCUACAGUGCCUCUUCUCUUACCAUGGAGAGUUUUGCUUACCUGUGGGCUGGGGGCAAGGUCACAUACGGCGUGUCCAAAGGCAAGGCCUGCUUCGAGAUGAAGAUCAUUGAAAAGAUACCGGUGAAGCACAUCUCCAGCAAGGGUAUUGACAUCCAUGACGUCCUGGUGGGUUGGUCAUUAGCCAACAGCAGUCUUCUGCUCGGUGAACAGGAGCACUCCUAUGCUUAUUCAGUGAAAGGGAAGAAAACCACCAAUUGUGUGACUGAAGACUAUUCGGACAGCUAUGACGAGAACGACGUCAUCGGCUGCUUUGCGAACUUUGAGCAAGACGAGGUUGAGUUGUCCUACUCCAAGAAUGGCAAGGACCUGGGCGUGGCCUUCCGGGUCAGCAAGGACUCCUUGGCCGGGCGACCCCUCUUCCCCCACGUUCUCUGCCACAACUGCGCUGUCGAGUUCAACUUCGGCCAGAGGGACACUCCAUACUACCCUCCACUGGAGGGUUUCACGUUUUUACAGCAGAUCGCGGUGGACGAACGAGUGCGGGGGCCCAAGGGGCCCGACACCAAGGAGGAAUGUGAGGUUAUAGUCAUGGUGGGUCUGCCAGGGGUAGGGAAGACCACCUGGGUCACCAAGCAAACAGAGGAGAACCCCGGGAAGUACAACAUCCUGGGCACCAACACCAUCCUGGAGAAAAUGAUGAUUGCUAGCUUGAAGCGACAGAUGAAGGACACCACCAAGCUGCAGGCAGUCUCCCAGCGGGCUCCUCUCUUUCUUGGCAAGUUCAUUGAGAUUGCGGCUCGUAAGAAAAGGAACUACAUCCUCGACCAGACCAACGUAUCGGCGCCGGCCCAGAGAAGGAAAAUGUGCCUCUUCGCCGGGUUCCAGCGCAAGGCGGUGGUGGUGUGUCCCACAGACGAGGAUUAUAAGGACCGGACGCAGAAAAAGACAGAGACGGAUGGCAAAGACGUCCCAGAACAAGCAGUCCUCAAAAUGAAAGGGAUCUUCACAUUGCCGGAGGAGGGCGAGUGUUUCAACAAGGUGAUCUACGUGGAGCUGCAGAAGGACGAGGCCAUGAAGCUGCUGGAACAGUACAAGGAGGAGAGCAAGAAUGCCCUGCCCCCCGAGAAAAAGCCCAACCCAGGCGGGGUGCCCACUAAGAGGGGGGGCAAUCGAGGCCGAGGGGGCAAGAACCUGUUCAGCAGGGGCGGUGGCCUUGGCCCAAGGGGUGGCAGGGGCGGAUUCCAAAACCGGGGCAACUUUCGAGGAGUCCCUGGACCGCGAGGUGGCUUCAGCCGGCCCCCCAGGGGAUUCCUGCCCCCGCCCGCAUUCCGGGGGGGCUUCUCCAACCGUGGCAAUUUCAACCGCAACAGUGGCGGCAUGCCAAACCAGGGUGGGGCUCCCAGGGGUGCACCUGGGCGGGGCAACAUGGGGAACAGGGGAGGAGCCAUGCAGAGGGGCAACUUGAGCCGUGGAGGCGGAGCCAACCGGGGAAACUUCAACCAGAAGUUUAGGGGCAGGGGGGCCAAUAACCGUGGCUUCAAGAAUGGAAACUUCGGCAUGAAUAAAGCUCAGGCUUUCAACCAGAGCUGGCAGCAGGGGUUCUGGAACCAGAAGCCAUGGAGUCAGCAAUAUCAUCCAGGAUAUUACUGAAGUGUCGGCAAGAAAGGAGAGCGGGACACUGAACCCACAGCCCCCGCCACUGCAGGCAUCCAUUCAUAAACUUUUAUUAUUUUGUUUAUAUAUAUAUAUAUAUAAAAUCAUAGAGAUGUCCUUUUAAAGAUACAUUCCACAGCUGAGAAGUGCCUGAGGGUUCUGUUCUAAGCUUUAUCAGUUUACUUUCUGUAGCGCCCCCUCCCUUGAUUUCAAGCCCAUGCUUUAAAUUGUUUUAAUGUCAGGAACCUCAGCAUUUGUCCAGGGUGGGAUGUUUUGGGUUUGUUUUUUUUUGUUGUUAUUUUUUUUGUUUAAAUGACUUUCAGGGUUCCAUGUUUUAUCUUUAAGGUGUGGUUUUUACUGAACUCCAAUUCUGAAUCUGUUUAGCGGCGAGUCACGCAGCACUCCCACAGAUUUAAAAAAGAGAGAAAAGCACUCCUUUUACAAGCAUGUCAGUUGUAUUCGUAGUCGUAGAGAGAUGCUACUAUCCUAAUAAGCAAAGCUGAUUAUUCAAAGUCUAACUUUUAAAAGAGAAAAGCUUAAUUUCUUUUUGUUAGGCUGUAAGAGCAAAACUACAGCUUACAAUAAAAGGGGUUUUUCUUCCCA
Messenger RNA from Brienomyrus brachyistius, 3203 nucleotides. It is a transcript of the gene hnrnpua, whose product is annotated as heterogeneous nuclear ribonucleoprotein Ua. The record is from RefSeq and is a predicted model, not a curated record. Gene Ontology annotation, biological process: positive regulation of transcription by RNA polymerase II; regulation of chromatin organization; positive regulation of attachment of mitotic spindle microtubules to kinetochore. The transcript has 14 exons. NCBI's taxonomy places the organism in Eukaryota, Metazoa, Chordata, Actinopteri, Osteoglossiformes, Mormyridae. Gene Ontology annotation, molecular function: RNA polymerase II cis-regulatory region sequence-specific DNA binding; snRNA binding; poly(C) RNA binding. Gene Ontology annotation, cellular component: CRD-mediated mRNA stability complex; membrane; nuclear speck. The coding region runs from base 210 to 2597 and encodes 795 amino acids.